Messenger RNA from Moneuplotes crassus, 937 nucleotides. Lineage: Eukaryota; Ciliophora; Spirotrichea; Euplotida; Euplotidae. The record is from the annotation of a GenBank genome assembly.
UCCCAAUAUGAUUUUGACUUCUCUCCUCGGACUGGGAGCUAGUGCAGACAUCGAGAUUGAGCUUGACAAUAACGAAAGCAGAAAGACAACCAUGAUUAAGGACCGUAAUGAUAACCAGAAGAUGGCCUAUAUUUAUCAAGAUAAAGAAAGCAUUUCAGGCAGAUGUGCUAUCUACUUGAAAAACUCCAAGAGUAUUGACCACCAAGGUAUCAGGGUAGACUUGAUCGGAAUGAUUGAGAACUUUUAUGAUAAAUCUCAAAAUCUGAAAUUCUUAACUCUUUCAAGAGAGCUAGAACCACCAGGUACUCUCUCCGAAAACACCACUUGUGAAUUCAAUUUCAACAACGUGGAGAUGGAAUACGAGAGCUACUGUGGUAUCUGUGUCAGGGUCAGAUACUUCAUCCAGAUCAGUAUCAACAGAAGCUAUGGAACCAUAAAGGAAGACCAUGAAUUUGUAGUGUUCAAUCCCUCCACAGAGCCUGAUACUAAUCAUAAGUUGAGAAUGGAGGUGGGUAUUGAAGAAUGUCUCCACAUCGAAUUUGAAUACCAGAGCUCUAAAUAUACUCUUAAAGAUGUAGUUGUCGGAAAAGUGCAUUUCAACCUAGUCAGAAUUAAGAUAAAGCAAAUGGAGCUAGCCAUUGUGAGAAAAGAAACAGUCGGGUCUGGCCAAGCAAGUGAAACUCAAAAAGAGACUUUAAGCAAAUAUGAAGUAAUGGAUGGAGCUCCUGUUAAAGGCGAAGAGAUUCCUAUCAGAUAUUACCUAGCAGGAAUUGAUUUGACGCCAACCUACCUCAACGUGAGCAAGAGAUUCAGCACAAAGUAUUACUUGAGCUUGAUCCUGAUUGAUAGCGAGGAUAGGAGAUACUUUAAGGAACAAGAAAUAGUGCUGUGGAGAGACAAACUUUAGAACUAAUAAAAUUCAAUUUUAGCUGCAGUA